UGGUGGUUCUUUACACUGAACUUGCUGAUAGCGAUCAACUUUUGUGUGUUGGCACGCAACUGGCCCCAGCUUAUGUCGCGCUGGACGCAGCUGGAGCAAUCAUUACCCGAUCAGCCCAGACUGAGCGCUGCUUACAGACGAAAUACGCGCCAGAUCGUGUUGAUUACGCUUGUGUUGCUGGCCAGUGGUCUGAUUGAGCAUGUGCUUUCCAAACCGGCAGGUCUUCACCGUGCCUACCGUUGUCCGAUCCCGAACCUCCUGGAGGCUCACUACAAACAAGCGUUCCCGGAAAUGUUCUCCUUCGUACCGUACAACGCUUACAUUGGAUUUUUAGCACAAACCAUCACAUCCCUGCUAACGGUGUACUGGAACUAUGUGGAUUUGUUCUUGAUAUGUGUAUCCAUUGGCCUCCGCACAAAUCUGGCGCACGUGAACGAAGCAAUCCGAGGUUCGGAAAAGAUGUACCAUCGGGACAGCUUUUGGAAGGAACAGUUUGCACACUACCGCCAAGUGCUAGGCUUGAUACGCGACGUUAAUAGUCAUAUCGGAGUCUUCAUCGUUAUCUCCUACUCCAGCAAUCUGUUCUUCAUCUGCGUCCAGCUGGUGAAUGUUUUCCAGCAAAAUGCAUCACUCAUCGUCACCACCUACUUCUGGUACUCGCUGGCUCAUCUGAUUGGCCGCAUUGUGGCCGUUUCAUUGUACGGUUCGGCGAUCCAUGACGAAUACUGCCGGACACGUUCGCUGUUCUACAACCUGCCGGACGGGUUCAACUGCUCUGUGGAGGUACAACGGUUCCAUCGGCAGGUCGAGCAUGACUCGGUAGCACUAACCGGCUACGGGUUUUUUCAUUUGACGCGCAAACUUAUUCUGAAGAUCGCCGCGACCGUCGUAACGUACGAGUUGGUUUUGACGCAGGUUAACGAAGCGGAAGCCAAAAAUGGUGACGAUAAUCCGUGCACUAGCCGUGCUAUACGCUUGAGGUGCAGAAUGGCUCUGAAACUGUUGGAAAACAAACUUCUGCUGCGUCGGAAUAAUGUGAUAAGCCUACAAAUCGAUGAGCUGGUAUGUGAGAAGCGAAAAAAGAUGGGUUUCGCAGUGGACGAACAUCACGACACUAAGCCACUGAUAAAACCAACCUGGAGCACGCUACUGAAACGAUGGUGCGGUGCCUGGCUUCGCUGGCCAAAGGUACCGCGCCGGGCCGUUCGUGAGGAUUGGAUGCACAACGGCACCUUUCACGAAGCGGUCAGCGGUGUGCUGAUGAUGGCACAGCUCUUCUCAAUCAUGCCAGUGCUCGGCAUCCUCGCGAAAGAUCCGCGCAAGCUACGCUUCUCGUACGCGAGCGGUCGUGCGUUCUAUGCGUACUUUUGUGUAGUUGGUAUCGGGUUCCUAACCACGAUGUCGAUUUACUUCUUCGCCAGCAAGCGUUACCACUUUCAGAAGAUGGUAACGGGCUUCUUCUACUGCUACAAUCUGUACGCGAUGUAUCGGUUCGGUCGGCUCGCCCAGAAAUGGCCCGCGCUGAUGAGUAAGUGGACCCACGUCGAUGACUCAUUGCCACCGCAAAAGGACCUGUUCGAACGUGCCGUCCUGGCGUACCGCAUAAAGCUGUGCUCAAUCAUCGUGAUGACACUGUCCCUGUCCGAACAUUUGCUGUCGAUCGUGGCAGCCGUACACUACUCGAACAACUGCCCGGCGGUGCACGAUCCGUACGAAGCGUUCUUCAAGUCGAACUUUGCGUUCGUGUACUACUACUUUGCGUACUCGACGUGGCGCGGAUUUUGGACCAAGUUCUUCAACGUGAUCUGUAACUUCAUCUGGAGCUAUGUGGAUCUGUUUGUGAUAGUGGUCAGCAUGGGUUUGUCGCAUUCGUUUCGCCGCAUCAAUGCGUAUCUGUUUCUGCACAAACGUGAGAAAAUGUCUGAACAGUUUUGGGGCGAACAGCGGCAAAAGUAUCGAAACGUGUGCGAUCUUGUAACGACAGUGGACGAUCAUAUCUCCGCCAUCACGAUGCUUUCCAUCUCAAACAAUCUCUUCUUUAUCUGCGUCCAAAUUCUGAACAGUAUGAACUCGCGACCCACUCUAGUGCACACGGUGUACUUCUGGUUUAACUUGAUCAUCCUGAUCGGACGCACGCUAGCCGUCGCCAUGUUUGCCGCGGAAGUGAACGAUGAGUCGAAACGUCCGAUCGAGGUCCUUCGUACGAUACCGCGCGACGGUUGGUGCUUGGAAGCGAAACGGUUUGCCGAGGAAGUGACGACCGAUACCGUCGCCCUGACCGGGCUCAAGUUUUUCAGCAUGACCCGCAAACUGGUGCUGAACGUGACCGGGGCAAUCAUUACGUACGAGCUGGUGCUGAUACAGUUCCACAAGGACGAAAUCUCGGAUGUGGAUUUGUGUAAGCUUAAGCGUAUGGACACGUUGUGAAAGGGUUGCUUUAUUCGUUGGAUUCGUCGUUUGCUGUCGUAGUUUGUGUGUCGGUGUCGUUCUGUAACCUGUUCAGUGUUGAGUGUUUAAUCGAUCCAUUUGAUGAAAAAUAUUACUAAAGUGAUGUAGCGUAUCUGAAGAGAAGCUGUUAUUCGCUUUAAAAGGAUUUUACAACAGUUUAAGCUAGUUUCAAUCCAGUUCGUUGCAACGAGUUAAAAAUCUCAUGUCUCCAUGUGAACAUCUCGUCGAGUGUAUUUUGCUUCCCUCUCUUUCUUCGGUCGGCUAAAAUCCUGCACAUAAGGAAGUGUAUCAUCGAAACACCUCUCAAAAAUCAAUCACUCCAUCACAUGUCCUUCCUGGAAGUGUCCUAUCAUCACAUCAGCGUGCUUGUGCAAGGGACGUCUAGCAUCAAUCCCGUCCCGUAGCAUGCCGAUCACCCGUUUCGGGUCAAAAAGGGGCUGCUCAAAUGUAAUCGAUUGUAAACGCUUCAAUCGUGCAUGUCGGGCUUCAUUAAUAAACAAUCGUCAGAAUCAAUAUUUUAUACCGUCUA
Messenger RNA from Anopheles stephensi (Asian malaria mosquito), 2977 nucleotides. RefSeq names its product gustatory receptor for sugar taste 64e-like. NCBI's taxonomy places the organism in Eukaryota, Metazoa, Arthropoda, Insecta, Diptera, Culicidae. The coding region runs from base 73 to 2427 and encodes 784 amino acids. Gene Ontology annotation, cellular component: membrane. The record is from RefSeq and is a predicted model, not a curated record. Gene Ontology annotation, biological process: sensory perception of sweet taste; detection of chemical stimulus involved in sensory perception of taste. The transcript is spliced from 9 exons. Gene Ontology annotation, molecular function: sweet taste receptor activity.